AAUAAGGCAGCCCUGGAUCUUCUUGAAUAGCAUAUCUUUAGGGGGCUGAGAAGUAAUAAGGUGACAGCAAUGGCACUUAUGCCCCCAAUACCAAAAUAGCAGAUGAGUGCUCACCAGCUACUUCCCAUGCUCCUACUGUGUUCUGCCUCACUCAACUACAGCAGUUAUUUUGGUAGGCUCUACUUUGUAUACUCACUUUCAUUCUUUUUAUCUGCCUGUGAAAUUCUACCUAACACUUCACCACACAUCCUUAUGAAGAGAACUGCUGUUUUUUUUUUAAAGAGGUGGCUCUGUAUGGAUUUCUGAAUGAUUAUCUCUGGAAACCUAGACUCAUGUGUUUGCUGAAACAUGGAAAUUAGAAACCCAGUCAAAAGGAAAAAUCAUGAGGUAAUGGUGAAGUACUGGUGCUGGCCACGUAGGAUGUUACGGAUAUCGGACUGAAGUACGUGGAUUAUACUUUAACCAUGAGCUGCCUCGAGAAACAGCAUGUGAGCCAUAAAGCAAGCAUGCAGCACCCUUCCAACCUGGACAGCUUUAUGGAUGAGACAGAUAGAGAGGUUAUGAAUCUUACAGACCGAGCCUUUAAGAGUCUGUGCAUCGGUGAUGAGGCAAUCUACAAUGACUCAGAACUUUUACCAACUCCAGUAGACUGUCACAAGCCACUAGCUGAAGAGAUACCAAAAAAGGCUCAAGAUAAUUUUGCCUUGGAUGUUAAGAAGUGUGGAGCUCAUAGGCCCAAUGGUAUGUACAAUAGACCAGGGCAAAUCAAAAACACAUCAAAGGUGUCCUCACUUUUUGCCGCUUUUGCAUAUAAAAAGAACAAUGACACAAAAAUGACAAAUGGGGACUCAUGGGACAAAUCAACACUGCUUAGCAUCCAAACAGAACUAUCAGAGUUCUCUUCAGAUUAUCAAAACCACCUCAGAAUUGAACACAGUGACCAGGUCAAGAGUCAUCGUAAGAGCACUGAUAAAGGGACUGUUAAUAAAUCACCCCAGGACAUAUCUAAUUCAUCACGAAAAUCAUCUAAAAAUCAAAAAAGUAAAUCCACUAAGUUGAGAAAACUGAAUUCCAAAAACCUUUUCCUUCACAGUGAAUUCAGCCCAUUCCGGUCAUGGGGAGACUUAAAUAGGUUUGGACUGGACAAUGUGGAGAUGUUUCCAUGCAGUAGCCCAGCUGGAUUUUAUGAUUCGCCAGUUUACAGAGAACAGAACAAUUCAAACAUAUUGCAUGUACCAGAGCCAAAUAUAAGAGAGACAAGCCAAAGCACAUCACCUCUGGAACCCCUGCAUAAAUCUAAACUCAAAUUUCUACCAGUGCCAGAAAAACAUUCUGAGCUAAAUUUCCCAAAACUGCCUGAUGUACAUAUCGAGACACUUCAGCCACAAGUGCUGCUGAUGUCCUCUGGGUCAUUUCAGAGGUGUCAGUCUGAAGGAGAUAUUUGUGCUCCUUGGAGGAAAAGUCGAAAUAGGUCAAAAGGAAUUGUUCAGCCACUUAUCAGCUCACCUGUCUGUGAAAGGUUAAACACUGGAGAGCAGGGAUCAGUACAAAAUGAAAAGGAGGUUAGAACAGUAGAAGAAGCAACCUGCUUAAAUUCAACUCCAUUCAAUAUUUCACAGCUGUUGACUCCUGUCAUACCCUCCAGACAGGGUACAGGAACCUUAGAGAUACUGCAGUCUGUACAGUCACCCGCAGACCUCGAUAUCCCAGCACUCCAUGAAACUGAGAUUCGUCCAUCACCUGACAUCAAACGGGAAGGAUACAAAUCCAAGGCAUCAAGUCUGUUAUUUAAUCUCAAGGACAACAGAAAACGGGUCAAGGCAACAUACAGCCCACCAAAGUUUAAAGUUUUAGAUGUAGUAGAGCAAACUAAACUCUCUCCUUUGCUUGAACAGGUUGUUACCCAAAAUGUUCUGGAAAGCCCAGAAAAUACAUAUUCUAAAACCAUGUCAAUCACUCAGAAAAACAGCUUGUAUCCAUUAAGUCCAGAGACUGUUGACAUACAAAGCUUUCAAUCCAGCGGUCAGGUAAAUAACACAUUGCCAGAUGACUUUUUGGGACUUAGUCUACUGCAAGCUGAAAAUAAAGGCUCAAAAAAGAAACAUUUGGCCAAAACAACAUACCCAUCUUUAAAUUUGUACCGGAAAUCUAGUCAUCAAGAACUGAAUACUAAGACCAUGUCAGUGGAGGUCCCUGGUUCUCAUACUACAGAAAACAGAAAUUCAAAACAGAACGUGAGCGAAGAACAUUUGCCAGAGAAUGAUUGUAAGGGACUCCAAAUAAAACAUUUAACUAAACCAGAAAUAACCAAUGCACUUUUAAUUAAACCAGAAAUAACCAGUGCAGACCAUGUUGAGAUUGCAGACAAGGUACUGUCCGAGAAAACAAAUGCGGUGGCUCUGAAGGAAAAACAUUUUCCUACAGUUAGAAAGAACCACAAUGCACAACAAAAUGCAGGUAGUAGGAAUCAAGACAAAUUGAAUGCAGGAGGAAUAUUUAAGGCAGAAGAAAGACCUAUCAAAUAUAAUGAGCAUCACAGAAAAGAAACAAAACCUAAACAUUUCUUUUCUGCAAGACAAAACAACUAUAUCAAAAAUCAAAGAUAUGUAAAUGUAGAUGAUGAUGAUGAAGAAUGUGAAUAUUGGCAAGAGGAUGUAAUUUCUGCUGUAAGAGAUGAGCCGAGAAAGAGGGAAUUGAAUGUACAUAUGCAUAAAGAUAAACGAAAAUUACAGGAUUCUAUGGAUGUUAGUGUUACAAAUGAUGCCUUUACAAAAGACAAUUAUGCCAAACCCUCAAAGAAUGUUCUGGGUAUAUGCACUGAACAAGGAGUAGCCAGAAAUGAUGCUUUAUCUAUGAAAGGAAACACAUCAGCAAAAAUAGCACUGUUCACUUUAAAGGAAAAGCCCUCAAAUACAGUCCCAGGCUCAGUGAUAAAGAACACAGUAAGGGAUAAGGAUGAGCUAUCCACAGUGGCUUUGGAGAAAAGGAUUGCUGAAAGAGAACAUGGAAAAAAGCUAAGUGAUAGACACCACGGACAGGAUUUACUUAUGAAAGGAGAACACAAACAAGAUUUGCUAACAUCGGACCAGAAGGAAACAUUAGGAAAUGUCAUACCAGACAGCCUAGGUCAGAAGGCCCUUUCUGAUUUCCCACCAACUAGCCAAAAGGUUCAAAGCAUGUCAGACAUAGACACCAAUCAGGGUGACUGUCAUGUGCCCAAGGUAAAAUUAGCUGAACCUUAUAAACAAGAAGGUACUGAAAAGCACAGCCAAAGUAGACUGAUAUACACAGAUAGCGACAUAGAUAUUGACCCAAGCAAUAACAAGUCAAUGGCUAAUGUAACUGAAAUUAAAAAAACAGUGUGUAUGCAUAAAAAUGUAUGCCUCGAUCAAGAAAGCUCAGUAGUCCAGAACAAUAUUGACAAUAAGCUCAUUAGAAUUGGUGAUGAUGACUCAUGUAUUCAGAAAAAAGCUAAAAUAGAAAGAAUAAAUUCUGUGAGUGAACAGAGGGCAAUAAAUGAAAGACUAAGAAAGGACGAUGUAGGGAGUGUUGAGAGGUCAAUGAUAUGUGAAGAAAUUUUAAGCACAGACGUCAAAAAAUCAAAUCUACCAAAGGAAAAAGUGAAAGGCCAUGUAUCACCAGUGAAGGGCCAUGUAUCAUCACUUAUGGAAACAUUCAACAGAGAACAAGUAUUAGCAAGUUCAAAUGAAAAAAGUUUGAGUCAAGUAGAUGGUCUAAUGGGCUACUCCGGAAAUGACUUAUUAAAAGAAAAAGCAAUUUCACCAAAGGAUAUAAUGGGUUUUUCUGAAGUUGAAGAACUUUUGACAGAACAUAAAGCAAGAGAGAUAGAAUCAGACAAGGAACUAUCUGAGAAAGAGUCAAAAUACACCAUGGGAACUGAAACUGUUAAGAAAGAUGUUACAAGAAAUGAAGAGGAUAAAAAAGAUGUGGCUAGGAGAGAAAAUGAAGAUGCUUCUGAUAUUUUGAUAAAAACAGAUCAAAACCAGACCAAAUCCAAAUGCCAAGGUGAAAGCUCUGUGAAAUGGUAUUUAACUGACAAUUCUGAGAAAUCUAAUGAACCUGAUCAUGAUUCUAAGAAGACACCACCCUCAAAUUUGUUAAAUGCUGAUAAUGCUCCAAUGGAUAGAAUAACCCUUUACGAUAUUCUUAAUCAAGCUGAAACUUCAUCAUUAAUAGAUGAUAAACAAUUAGAACAAGGAAAUUUACCUUCCAAGCUAUCAGUGGACUCCUCCUUUUCACACAAAACAGAAGAGUCACCAUCUCUGAAUAAAGGUAAAGAAAGAAAAUGUGAACAUUUAGACACUAUUCAUUCCAAUAGCAUCCCUGAAAGUAAGCAGCACCCUCUAAACGAUGUGGAAAAUGGAGGGUGGGUGCGCUGUUUGAUAGAAUCAUCUCGCAAUCUAACACCAACAUGCCAGUCUAAUGUCUCUUCUCCCACACUGGGAAAGCCUGCUUUAUUUAAAGUGAAAGAUAACACAUUCAGUGCAUCUCCUGUUACCAAAACAGUAAGACCCAUACUCCAUAAAACAGUUGCAAGAGUUACACAGCCAUGGUCUCCUAGAGAAAGCUUAAGUGGGUCAGAAAGGGGUGAAGAAGACCUUUUCAAGGACCUUGUGGACCUGCAAUGUCCAACUUUGUCUUUCACACCUGUCCAGAUAACUCAGCCAAUACAAGUUGUACACCGUCCAUCCUCUCAAUCCACCACUGACCUGGAGAGAACAGGGUUAAUGGACAAUUCCACAGUUCCAGAAGAAGAGGGGUGGCAAUUGACUAUAAGCUCAGAUGGAAUAGAAAGCCAUGACAUGAGUGCACUUGACACUGUGGAGGACCUUGCAUUCAAUAAUGUACCAACAGACAGCAUACAGGAAUCAAAGGCACCAAGUGAGAGAUCUGAUUCAGCCUGUAGUGGUAUUGAAAAUCAGCUUCAGGGCAAGCCACCUGCUGUCCCUCCGAAAACAGAGAAAGCCCUGCGUCGUGCCAUGAAGCUGACUACAAAGAGAAUCCAGAAAGCAGAAGCUAAAAGUAAAUCAGAGCGUGGCCGGAGCAGCGAGAAGGGUUCCUGUCAGAAUCGUGAAAGGAGGUAUCAAAGUAGUGACAAAAUUCUCAGUAACAGAUCAUACCAACGAGAACAUAGUAUUCACAGAGCUAUGAGUAAUAAAAGCACUGAGGAAAACAACAGUGAGACAUCUAUGCCAAAGAGACACACAAGUGAAAGACUUGCCACAGAGUCUAAUAAACCAAACAGAUGUCUGAAAAAGAAAGAUUCUGGAAGGAAACCGCAUGACUGUCAUAGCAGUCUACUCAGAAUGGAUGGUGAUGCAAAGAGCAGCAUGGCUGAAAAACAAAAAGAAAAUCAAUCCCAUCACAAAGAUCAGUUUGAUACUCAGAAUAUAAAUGUUGACUGUGAAAGAUUGGGACGUACUAGUGAGAAAUACCUACCACAUAAGCUGUACCGUAGGGCUCAUAGUUUGGACAGAUUUUCAAGUGGCAAAUAUGAGCAUAGGGUAUUUAUCUCUGAAGAUCCUGCCUCCAAAACCAACACUGAGACAUUAAAGACGCUCACCACUGCACAGAAAGCACCAUUACGACAAAACAGCACUGAGCAUACUUAUAGCUCUUCAGCAAACAACAUGGUAUCACAGUCUUUCCCAAUGACCCAAAGGAAGCUUCUGCAAGAUCUUGAUUCUGGACAGUACUUUGUGGUGGACAUGCCAGUGCAGGUCAAGACAAAAACCUUCUUUGAUCCAGAAACAGGAAGCUACGUCCAACUGCCAGUUCAGUCACUUGAAGGGUCUGUACCACGGGCACAAUCUGUAGAAGUUGUGAAUGCACCUCCACUGAUGCUAUAUCAUGGCUUUGUACCAGUGCCUGUGUCUUCCUUACCAUAACCGUAAUACACUGACUCUGUUGUUGUCCCUGCUUACUUGGACUAAUUUCAAGCCAGUGGUAUAGAAGAGUAUGACAACCUUUACCUUUAAGCACAAAAGAGAGUCUCAGCCCAGCACAUGAGCUGUGCAUGUAUUAAGAGAGCACUUUUGUUUAAACAUAAUCAGAAUUUGAUUGUGUUGGAUUAAAAUAGAUGAGGAAAAGUAGAAUUAUGUUAUAGACCAAUAAAUGGUCUUGGAAUUAAGUGAGUCUGAAUUCAGGCAUUAGUAUUUUUGUCCUACAUUAAUAUAAAUGUUUUGUACAUCUUUGCUCCUAGCUCUGAAAUGCUCUAGUUUCCUUCCUGCCUUUGGUAUUGGCCAUUGGAAUUUUCUAAUGAUUCUGUAUUUUGAGAUGUUUGUCUGCAUUAUUAUGUUAUUGCAAAAAUGUCUAAAAAAUAGUGCUUUUCCCAGUGAUUGUAAAAAUAGCAAUGUUCUUUGCCAUACUUACUUUUACAGAUGACAAGAUGCACUGAUUAAAUAGAGAAAAUUGAAAGCAGUGGCGUUAUGUCUUAAAUGACAUAUUUAAAAGUAAAAUUGGACAUUAACUACAUAUUUAUGUAAUAUUUUGUGUAUUUUGAAAUUACUGAUUUCAUGAGGCUAUGUUGCUGGCUUCAUAAAAUGUAAACCAUUCCAAUAAAAAGACAUAAACUAAUGUCUAAUAUUUCAUAUUAAGUAAGAAUGGUCAGCUUUAAGUGACUGGUCUGAAUAAAUCUUUAUUUAGGUCAAUCACUGUCUGUUUAGAUGUGAAUCUUUUGUGGAACACAGUGAGGAGUUACUGCAUGCUUAUAAUUAGCAUGAUAUUCCACUUUCAACCAGCAGUAUCUCUUUCUGAGUCUUUUCCAAGGGUGCAUGCCCAGUUUCCAACCACCAAAUGAAACAAUGAUCUUAGCAAUGAAUUGCUAAGCAAUUGAUUGUAACGUGAUAUAUAAAGUGCACUGCAUAUGUUACUGGUCUGCAUGUAUCAUAUGUGUUUGGUACUGGAGUUCAAACAUGUCAACCUGUGGCCAAACCAAGUGUUCCAAUUGUAUUAUGUCUCCAUUCAUAUGUAACUGCGGUUCUGCAUCUAAAUUGAGGAUACUUGUGUGGAUGAGAAUGGCCAGAGUACACGUUAUUUGUCCACAUGAGGUUGAGUUGACAAAAAAACAAACAGGACUGCAUGACCUGCAUGACUGGUACUCACUAAAGCUAAUGCUCAGCUAAAGCUCAUGAUAAUAAAGUGAAUACAGUGAUAAUUGUGCCAGUGUUGCUGUUUGCUAAUUUUUUUUUUUUUUUUUACAACAGCUGGAGUGUAAAUUGCCUCAGGAUUUUUUGUUUGAUUAUAACUC
Molecule: messenger RNA, 7270 nt
Organism: Hemibagrus wyckioides
Lineage: Eukaryota; Metazoa; Chordata; Actinopteri; Siluriformes; Bagridae
Exons: 2
Coding region: 465-5909 (1814 amino acids)
Biological process (GO): positive regulation of calcineurin-NFAT signaling cascade
Cellular component (GO): Z disc
Source: RefSeq, a predicted model, not a curated record